Molecule: messenger RNA, 1065 nt
Organism: Ciona intestinalis (vase tunicate)
Lineage: Eukaryota; Metazoa; Chordata; Ascidiacea; Phlebobranchia; Cionidae
Source: RefSeq, a predicted model, not a curated record
CACAUAAAAAUUGCGUUCAAAAUCAAACAAGACAGUGGUAACUUUAUUAUAAUCCCUGAUUUUUGGCCUUUUUUAGUUUGUUGUUGUACUUGCUGCAAUUUAAAUAACUUCAUCAUCAUGCCCAAAGUAAAAGCCGAAAAGAAGUUUCGAACUCAUAAAGAAGCGACAAAGCAAGUUACAGGGAUAAUGUUUAACACUGGAGUUGGACAACAUAUUUUGAAAAAUCCACUAAUAAUAAAUGGUAUGGUUGAGAAGGCUGCAUUGAAAGCAACGGACACUGUUUUAGAAAUUGGUCCUGGAACUGGUAACAUGACAGUUAAGAUGCUUGAGAAGGUAAACAAAGUCAUCGCUUGUGAAAUUGAUCCACGUAUGUCUGCUGAACUUCAAAAACGUGUCUGUGGGACCCCACUUCAAAAAAAGUUGCAUUUGAUGGUUGGAGAUGUUUUAAAACUCGAAUCUUUACCAUUUUUCAACGUUUGUGUGGCCAAUCUUCCUUACCAGAUAUCCUCACCUAUCGUAUUCAAAUUACUUUUACAUCGACCCUUAUUCAGAUGUGCUGUGUUAAUGUUUCAGAGAGAAUUCGCUCAACGUUUGGUUGCAAAACCAGGUGAAAAAUUAUAUUGUCGGCUGUCAAUCAACACACAACUGCUUGCAAGAGUGGAUCUCUUAAUGAAGGUGGGAAAGAAUAACUUCAAACCACCGCCUAAAGUAGAAUCGAGUGUUGUUAGAAUCGAACCCAGGAAUCCACCACCACCAAUUAAUUUCACGGAAUGGGACGGACUUGUAAGAAUUGCUUUUCUGCGUAAAAACAAAACUUUAUCUGGUCUUUUCAGAACAUCUUCUGUGUUGGAAAUGCUUGAGAAAAAUUAUCGGAUACAUUGUUCACUUAAUAAUGAGACUGUACCAGAUGACUUGUGCAUGAAAACAAAAGUUUGUUCAAUAUUGGAAGAAAAUAAUUUUGAUUCAAUGCGAGCUCGUACAAUGGAUAUUGAUGACUUUUUAAGGUUGUUUCAUAUGUUUGACCAGUGUAUGAGUCUAAGUGCAUUUUAAAAAUCUCGCCCCUUU